AUGAAUCUGCCCAACUACCAAAAUCUCCAAUCCAUGAUUACAACAAUGACACAGCAGCCAACUCUCCCCCGCGAGCUCAUCGACAACAUAAUAACCACCCUCAUCUCCCUCCACUCUCACGACCCAGCCUACCAAUGGACGCACCUACGCCACAUAACCCGGCACCACAAAGCCCACCUCGAGCAACAUUUCCUCACCCACUGGGUCCCCAAACUAUCAUUCCAAAUCCCACACUACCAUAGCUCAUGUCCAUACGUGGAAUUCACAGCCCCCGCCCAACCUCGCACCCUCCAGAAAGAUGACUCAAGGAACGACGGUGCAGAUAUCGUGGUAUUUACUGAGAGUCACGGUCUUCGUCUCUCCGACGUGCCUAACUGCUGGUACGAAGAAGCUACAGGAAACAACGAGCGACACCCCUGGGAGCAAAUCGAUUCCAACGUCGUCGUGUACUUCGGGGAGGGCACGUUGAAUAAAGGCUACUCAAAAGGGGGUGUGAGGAACGAUGUUGUCAUACCCAAUUUAUCCAUCAACACAGAUUCCUGGCCGUGGGAAUUUUCUUUCGGGUGGAAAGAACUCUUCACCCGGCUCUUCACCGAGGAAAUGGUGACGCGGACUUUUCGGGAUAAGCUGCUUGAGUGGUUUGUACCUACCUUGGGGGCAGAUGUAGGAUCGGAGAUAAAGGAAGCAGCCGUGCAUAAUUAUUUGCGUAAUCACUUUUACUGGCAGAGGAGGGCUGUGCUGGCUGCUUACCGGAAGUAUAAAUACCCUCUUUUGUGGGAAGAAGGACACUGUCGGAAUCAUUACCGCGAACAUGUCGAUGGUCGAUGCUAUAAAGCGUAUACUCCCAAACGCGCCUUUGAUUUCUCACCGUUUGUGUAUCAAGGAGGGGAGAAGCUUGAUUUCAAUUUUUACGACAAUUUCUAUAUCUUUGAGGACGAGGAGAGUAUGGUAUUCCAAAUCCCGGGUUGGGAGACGUGGGAUGUGGGCGAUAUAGGGCGGCUGCGUGUCUACGAAGAGAUGGUUGAAGGACGGCAGUUUCCGGAUGAAUGGUUUGGAUACCCUGAUGGUAGGUUGGGGGACUACUGGGAGCUUUAUUAUGAGGAUCUACUUCAGGAUAUGGAGGGAAGACGGACGGUCAGUGAUGAGGUGCUUGAGGGGCGUUUGAGAGCCGAGAAGCUGGAUCCAGAGACGUUCUGGCUUUCGUAA
Molecule: messenger RNA, 1206 nt
Organism: Alternaria rosae
Lineage: Eukaryota; Fungi; Ascomycota; Dothideomycetes; Pleosporales; Pleosporaceae
Exons: 1
Coding region: 1-1206 (401 amino acids)
Source: RefSeq, a predicted model, not a curated record